Messenger RNA from Thlaspi arvense, 1563 nucleotides. NCBI's taxonomy places the organism in Eukaryota, Viridiplantae, Streptophyta, Magnoliopsida, Brassicales, Brassicaceae. The record is from the annotation of a GenBank genome assembly.
AUGUUCCUGCUUUCAAGAGGAAGGAGGAGAAGACGAGAGCGUGAAUCGUGGGAUGAGCUCCGGAGAAGAAUCAAUGGAUUGGUGAAUAAGGUAAACGCCACUAACCUGAAUCAUGUAGUUUUGGAAUUGUUGGAAGAGAAUCUCAUCAGAGGAAGAGGGCUUUUGUGCAGAUCCUGUUUGAAAUCUCAGAUUGCUUCUCCUAAUUUCUCCGAUGUGAUCGCCGCUUUGAUCGCCGUUGUCAACUCCAGAUUCCCUUCGAUCGGCGGUCUCUUGCUGAGAAGACUGGUCCUGCAGAUCCGAAGAGCUUAUCAUCGCAACGACAAGCCUCUAUUGCUAGCCGUCGUUAGAUUCCUCGCUCAUCUCGUGAACCAGCGAGUCGCUGGCGAGACUAUUGCGCUGGAGCUUUUCCAGAUGCUUCUUGGUGAGCCCACCGCGGACACCGUGGAGGUUGCUGUCGCCUUUGUUACAGAGUGUGGAGCCACGCUUCAUGAGGUCUCUCCGAGAGCCUUCAACGUGAUUUUCGACAUCUUUCGCGGGAUUCUUCACCAAGGGAGUUUGGAGUACAGGUCUCAGUGUUUGAUCGAGUCUCUGGUCACUCUUAGGAGAUCUAAUUUUAGUGGUCAUCCAGCGAUUCGUCCUCAGUUGGAUCUUCUGGAUUCAGACGAGCAAGAGACGCAUGAGAUCUCUUUACACGACGAAAUCGACCCAGAGACUUCCCUCGACGUCUUCAAACGUGACCCUGAGUUCCACCAGAACGAGAUGAAGUACGAGAAGCUGAAAAGGGAGAUACUUGGGGAGGAAUAUGCAGAGCAACAAAAGGAGGAGGAAGAAGAAGAAGAAGAAGAUGAUGAUGACGACGACGAUGAUGAUGUAGAAGAGACAGAUAUACAGGACUAUACAGAAACUGAUCUUGUCGAUCUCAGGAGGACGAUUUAUCUAACCAUAAUGUCAAGUCUUAGCUUUGAGGAAGCAGCGCAUAAACUGCUCCAAAUCAGGCUAGAACCAGGUCAGGAGAUGGAGCUCUGCGUUAUGAUCCUGGGAUGUUGCACUGAGGAGAGAACUUAUCGCUCUUUCUAUGGUCACUUAGCACACAGACUCUGCCUCAGAAGCAAAAGUUACAGAGAAUGUUUCGAGAAUCUGUUUGUGCAGCAAUACGGGACAGGUCACCGUCUGGAUACCAACAAGCUAAGGAGUGUAGCCAUGUUCUUUGCUCAUCUGUUAGCCACAGAUGCUCUUCCUUGGCAUGCUCUUGCCUACGUUAGGUUAACAGAGGAAGACACGACUUCGUCCUCCCGUAUCUUUGUCAAGAUACUUUUCCAAGAACUCACUGAGCAAUUGGGAAUACGGGCUUUAAAUGAAAAGCUUCAGGAUCCAACCAUGGAGGAGACCUUCGAGUCGAUCUUCCCGAAGGACCAUCCUAAGAACACAAGGUUCUCCAUUAACUUCUUCACCUCCAUUGGCUUAGGGGGCAUCACAGAGAAACUCAGGCAGCUCCUCGUCAAGCGCCAGAAUCCAGAAGUAAUAGAUGAGACGGAGAAGAAGCUUAAAAGAAGAAGAGGUUGA